AUGUUACAACAUGCUGUGUCCGGGGGGCUGUCUACCUUCAUAUACUUUGCGCUCUCGGCGAUCCCGGUACUCUCUAUACCUCUGGCAAAGAAUCCCUUCCCAAAGUCCGAUUAUCCGAUUAUCACGAGCGACCCAUUAAGCGAGGGUUUCAUCACGAGUGACAUUUCACUUCCCUUCGAGAGUCCUGCAGCGGCAAGCGACUUUUUGAGCGAGAACAGUACUACAAUAACGAAUGAGAUUGCAUUCACCGACAGCACUCUGAUAACGAGUGUCUUCAUUGAUAUCUCAAGCAAGGAUUACACUGCACCUACGAGCAUAGAUAUCCCUGCGGUGAUCACAGGAUCAAUUUCGGGCGAGGAGUCUGCAUCAGCUUAUAUCGUGUCCUCGUACAUCAGCAGUCUAUCGGCCCAAAUUGACACACCAUCCCCAGCUAUCGCAUUCCCAAAAAGUUCUAAGGGGAUCUACGACAUCACGAGUAAAUACUAUGUACCAAUUGAGAGCUAUAGCGAGGACUGCACCACUACAUCGACUACUGAAACAUGCGAGACCACGGCUACGGAUGGCACCAUAGUGACUGAUACCUAUAAUGUCACACGCACAGAUGUUCAUAACAGUUAUGUGACAGACACCGAUACUGUUUCUGUAACGGAUAUCACAACUAUUACUGCUAUUGAUAACAUUCUUAUCACACGUACAACAGUAGUUACAGAGACUGAUAGCGUCACUGUCACAGUGACAAACAGCAUUACGGACAUCUUUAGGGUCUACGUAACAUAUAGCACCAUGGUCACAUAUAGUACAAUAAUCAUAGACAGCACCACAAUCACCGAUGGCACUACAAUCACAGACAGUACUACAAUCACCGAUGGCACCACAAUCACAGACAGUAUCAUGAUCACCGAUGGCACCACAAUCACAGACAGCACCCUGAUUAUCAACGGCACCACAAUCACCGAUAGCACGAUGAUCACGGAUAGUGUCACAGUCACAGACAGCAUAACCCUUACCGAUAGUACAGCGAUAACGAACAUCAUAAUAAUUUCGGAUAGCACAAUGGUCACGGAUAGUACCACGGUCACAGAUAGUAUAACGCUCACGGACAGCGUAACGCUCACGGACAGCGUAACGCUCACGGACAGCGUAACGCUCACGGACAGCGUAACACUCACGGACAGUGUAACGGUCACAGACAGUACAAUGGUCACCGAGAGCACGAUGGUCACAGAUAGUACCGUUGUCACCGAUAGUGCGUUCGUCACAUACAGUACAAUGAUCACGGAUAGCACGAUGGUCACCGAUAGCACCAUGCUCACCGAUAGUACAAUCAUCAUUGAGAGCACGGUAGUCACUGAGAGCACGAUGGUCACUGAGAGUACAAUGGUCAUAGAUAGUACGAUGGUCACAGGCAGUACGAUGAUUACCGAUAGCACAAUGGUCACAGACAGUACCAUUAUCACUGAUAGCACAGUGCUCUUACAAAGUAUGGUGAUCACCGAAGCCACCACUAUCACAGCGACAGACAGUAUUACAGCUACGGAUAGUGUAACAGCAACAGAGAGUACAAUGCAAACAUAUACAACAAUUGUUACAGAAACAGUCACCGAUAGCGUCCCAAUAUUGAGUGUUACUGUAACAGAAAGCGCGACAAUCACAAGUUUCAUAACACUUACGGAGAGUACCUCAAUUCCAGCAAGUACACUCACGAAUAGUAUCACUGCUUUUAUAACUAUUACACCAACCAGUGCACCAAGUCGUUCUUUGGCCGCCGACCCAAGCACACCUCCUGGUAGUGACGCCGCGGAAUGUCCGUCGCCUUCACCUACAGUUCCAGCUGAAUUUAGUGGUGGAUUCCAGCCAGAACCCCAAGGGCGUGGUACUGUCGGUGUGAUAUUGAGCUCCGUUGCCACAACUCUCCUCUGUCUAUGGAUUUCAGUACAUCCCAACAUUCUCGCCAACUCGAAUCCUGUUGCUCAAACAAAGUAUAGCCUAUCCUGGAUGGCACUUUCUCUGCUUUUCCCUGAGAUUAUGAUGCUGUGCUCUUUCGGCCAGUGGCGCAAAGCGAGAAGGCUUCAUGCCAUGUGGAUUGAGAGAUUUCCAGUAACAAAGGAGUGUCCGGAUUCUCUCGGGAUGGAAGGUGCAUUCUUUGUGUUGGCGGGAGGCUUCCUUGUGAAGGAAGGGAAGGAUUACAAGACCGUCUUGACGCCUCUAGGCUUCGAGCAUUAUGUCCGCUCUGGACGGAUUGACCCACAAUCUUUCGAUAGACGUCAAAUCACCGAUAAAGGCAAGGCAAGCUCCAUGGCUAAGGCCUUGGUCCUCUGCCAAGCUACAUGGUUUCUUUAUCAGUGUAUUAGGCGCGGGUCUGCGGGGCUGCCAAUCACUAUUCUCGAGGUUCAUAUCAUAACGCAAGUCUUGUUUAUGUUCGUACUUUACUACUUCUGGUGGCAGAAACCUCUCAGUGUGGCCGAGCCUUUGCCAAUCAUUUUAUAUCCGCGACAAGGGGAUCAAGCAUCUCUAGGCAGUAACGAGCCGAGGACAAUUGCUAUGGGCCCACCAGACUCGCCUCAUGAUACAAGUGCGCUUGUUCCGGAAGGUCCGCCUAUCGAGGAAGCACCGGAAUUCGAAGAGAGCAGACAAUACAAUAUGUUCUCAAGAUCUUACCAGAUGACCGAACGAGCCCGCUCAGGACUUCCAAACUUGCUACUCAAAGUUGUAUAUGAUGUCAGCGAAUACAUCGUCAUCCGCGACAAAAGUCACGGCUGGCUCUACAAAGGCAAGUACAGUGAAAAAGGCAAAGGCAGAGCCGCAGCCUCCGGUGGCGUUAUGGGCGGGCAGGAGGCCGGACGUGAUGGUGGACGCGAGGGCGAGGGCGGAUAUGCAGGCGAACGUGGGGGCGAGGGCGCAGGCCAACGUGAGAGUGAGGGUGCAGGCGAACGUGCGGGUGGGGGUGAAGCCCGUGCAGGUACUCCUGGAAACAAUGGCGGCGAAUAUGCAGAAGGAGUCGACGAUGACAACUUGCACAAGAGCGCGCGGGAUAUGUUUAUUAUCGGAAUCAUGCUCGCCUCCAACGGCGCGAUGCAUAUCCCAGCAUGGCCCAUCCACUUUCCCACCGAAACCGAAGCCUGGCUAUGGCGCGCCGCAUGUAUCGCCAUCGUUGUCACCUCCGUUAUCUUUACUUGUAUGGUAGCCGCCACAAACUACGACAAGCGGUUCCUUCGCGCAAUGUGGGAGACGCGGUUCUACGACCAGAGCGUACUUCGUAUGAUGUUUCUCCGAAUCCAUGCCGGGAGAGGCGACAUCACCCGGAACUGGCAGCAGAAGAAGCUUGCGCAGAAUCACGGGCCGAUGAAAAGAAUGAUGAGUUGGCCGCUGUACUGGUUGGAGAGGAUCCUGUUUGAGAUCUUCUGGAUCUUGAUCUUUGUCUAUCUGCUGUGCACAGUCUUCCUGUUGGUGGAAGCAUUUAUAAGUAUGAGGGAUGUACCGAGGAAGACGUAUGUGACGACGAGAGAUACGGAUGGCGGGUACUGGCCACAUUUCGUUUAA
This is a messenger RNA of Morchella sextelata, 3540 nucleotides long. RefSeq lists its product as uncharacterized. The coding region runs from base 1 to 3540 and encodes 1179 amino acids. The record is from RefSeq and is a predicted model, not a curated record. NCBI's taxonomy places the organism in Eukaryota, Fungi, Ascomycota, Pezizomycetes, Pezizales, Morchellaceae. The transcript has a single exon.